CUCCUUAUGGGACAGAACCACGGGCUCAGCAUCUAGCAGCUUCCUGGGGGAGCUCCCGGCUGGCAUCGCCGCGCUGAGCAAACAGGAAACACUCGCCCUUUGUUAAGUCCUGUCCCCGGUUGCGCCUGGAAUAUUUUAUCUGCGAGCAGAGAGAGAGAGAGGCUGGUGCUGGGAGGCAGGGCCGGAGGCUGCCCUCACCCACCCCAGGGACAGGACGUGGGGACACCGAGGGUGGGGAAAUACUUCUGCCCUGUCGUGGUUUUUGGCCUCGGGGAGGCUGGGUCCUUGGCAGAGAUCCCGGCUUGGCACUGCCCGGCGCUGCUGCCACCUGCCCGGGCAGGAGGACACCGGUCCCAGCCCCGUCCCACCGGGAUGAAAGGAUGGAGGGUGGGAUGAAGGGGCUUGGGCAGCCCCCAGGCACCAUCCUGGGACCCCCGGCCAUGGCAGGACAGCUCCUGCCCCCUGACACCAGCCAGGCUCUGGGCACAGAGGACAUGUCCCCCUUCCACCCACCACCCCGGGUGACCCCACAGCACAUGGCAACACGGGUCCCUGUCAUCCGCCACCGUGGCUCCAACACCCUGAAUUUUGACUUCCACCACCUGGACACUCGUGGCACAGCCGAGCGUGGCCGAGUGCCCCGCAGGAACUCAGUGAGCGACUGGUACCAGACGUGGCCAGCCAAGGAGGUGAAGGCUCCCAGCACCCCCUCACCCACUGGCCCCGUGGCUGGCCCUGGGGAUGGCCCCCCUGCCCCCCGCUUGCCCACGGGCUGGUCGGCCACCUGGACCAAGGACAGCAAGAGGAGGGAGAGGAGGUGGGUGAAGUACGAUGGCAUCGGGCCCGUGGAUGAGACUGGGAUGCCCAUCGCCUCACGCUCGAGUGUCGACAGCCCCCGCGACUGGUACCGCAGCAUGUUCCGGCAGCUCCACCGCAGGCUGCCAGAGCCAGACUGGGACCCCCACCACUGCCCCACGGGGGAGUGCAGCCCCUCGCCCACCACAGUGCCCCCCUCCCCCCCCCGACCCGCGGAGGAAAGGACCGUCGCCAACCAAGUCUCCCGGCAUUCCCAACGGGCUGGACUGGACCGGCUGGGGGGACACCGGUGCCACCGCAGAGCCUGGCAGCAUUUUUGACUAUGAACCUGGGAAAUCCUCAGUGCUGGAGCAGGAGCAGCAGGUGCUGCUGGCACAGGAGCUGGAGCAGCUCAGCAAGGAGCUGGACAAGGAUAUGAGGGCCAUGGAGACACGUCGGC
Apus apus (common swift) is the source of this 1255-nucleotide messenger RNA. It is a transcript of the gene SORBS3, whose product is annotated as sorbin and SH3 domain containing 3. NCBI's taxonomy places the organism in Eukaryota, Metazoa, Chordata, Aves, Apodiformes, Apodidae. The transcript has 9 exons. The coding region runs from base 381 to 1136 and encodes 251 amino acids. The record is from RefSeq and is a predicted model, not a curated record.